Messenger RNA from Thunnus maccoyii (southern bluefin tuna), 3924 nucleotides. RefSeq lists its product as uncharacterized. The coding region runs from base 621 to 3833 and encodes 1070 amino acids. The record is from RefSeq and is a predicted model, not a curated record. Gene Ontology annotation, cellular component: phosphatidylinositol 3-kinase complex, class IA; cytoplasm; plasma membrane. The transcript is spliced from 28 exons. NCBI's taxonomy places the organism in Eukaryota, Metazoa, Chordata, Actinopteri, Scombriformes, Scombridae. Gene Ontology annotation, molecular function: 1-phosphatidylinositol-4-phosphate 3-kinase activity; 1-phosphatidylinositol-3-kinase activity. Gene Ontology annotation, biological process: phosphatidylinositol-3-phosphate biosynthetic process; cell migration; phosphatidylinositol-mediated signaling.
AAUAAAGGGAUAAACACAAAGACACAUGACAAGCAAAAAUAUUUUAAGAAAUACAAUUAUUUUCUCAACAAAGGAAAUAAAUGCAAAGAAAAUAAUUAAACAAGUAACAUUUGGGUGAGUUUGUGUCCUUUUAGAAAUAGCACUUUUGAAAAGUGAAUUUCUCAUGUACAUAAUGUGUUUAAGGGACAGUCAGUUUGCAUGUGAUUAUAUAUAUACCUGAUAAACUAUGUGUCAUAUUAGCUUUUCUUUUGUCAUGUCACAUGUUACAUACAAGAACGUACGUAAAAUGUCCAAAAACCACAUGAUGAACCAGGUGUUCAUGAAAUAUUUUCUCAUGUUCUACAUUCACAUCUGCUCACAUGUUUUUAAAGGAUGAUAAAGGCAUAUACAGUUUUUUGACAUGUUAUAUGUGAAAUAUAAUAAUUAUCAUAUUUCACAUCUUUUCAUCAUCAUCAUCAUCAUCAUCAUUGUAUUUGUCAUUUGACUCCACAGACACUAUAACCAGAAGACUGGGCCAGAUACAGGACCAAACAGGGCUAAUUAUUUUCUGAUUCUGAGUCAAAGCGAGUUAAACUGGUAGCCCAGUGCUGAGGUGAGGUGGCUUGAGAUUGGUGGUUGCCAUGGCGCCCAGGCCGUCAUCAGGGGAACUGUGGGGGCUCCACCUGAUGCCCCCCCGCAUCCUGGUGGACUGUUGCCUCCCCAACGGGAUGAUGGUGAGUCUGGAGUGUCUUAGAGAAACUCCUCUCAUCAGCAUCAAACAGCAGCUCUUCACGGAGGCCAGGAAGUACCCACUGUAUCACCUGCUGCAGGAGGAGUCGAGUUACAUCUUUGUGGGUGUGACUCAGGAGGCAGAGAGGGAGGAGUUUUAUGACGAGACAAGGCGGCUGUGCGACCUCCGACUGUUUCACCCAAUCCUGAAGGUCAUUGAGCCGCUGGGCAACCGGGAAGAAAAGAUCCUGAACCGAGAGAUAGGGUUUGCCAUUGGGAUGCCAGUCUGUGAGUUUGAGAUGUUGAAGGAUCCAGAGGUUCAGGACUUCCGCCGCUCCAUACUGAGCGUGUGCAGAGAGGCCAUGGAGGAGAGGGAGGGGGGUGGGGCCCACAGCCAAGCACUCUACGUUUACCCCCCCAAUGUGGAAUCCAGUGCCCAACUCCCACAGCACAUCUACAGCAAGCUAGACAAAGGGAGGUUGAUUGUGACUAUCUGGGUGAUCGUGUCUCCGUCCAACUCCAAACAGAAAUACACACUGAAGGUGAGUCAUGACAGUCUACCUGAGCAGCUGAUAGCAGAGUCCAUCAGGAAGAAAAGCCGAUCCAUGCACCUUUCACCUCAGCAGCUCCGCCUCUGUGUCCAGGAGUACCAGGGACAGUACAUCCUGAAGGUGUGUGGCUGUGAUGAGUACCUGUUGGAGAAGUAUCCUCUCAGUCAGUACAAGUACAUCCGCUCCUGUAUCAUUGUGGGUCGUCUUCCUCACCUGAUGCUUGUCUCUAAAGAUAGCCUCUACUCUCAGCUACCUGCCUCUGGCUUCGUCACACCUUCAUACAGUCGCCGGACUCCUCAGCCAUCUCCGUGUCCAGGAGGGGGUGAUGGUUCUCCUCCUCGCUCUCUGUGGGCCUUUAACACUCUGCUGAGGGUCCGACUGCUCUGUGCCACGUACGUCAACGUCAACAUCAGAGACAUUGACAAGAUCUAUGUGAGGACAGGUAUUUAUCAUGGUGGAGAGCCGCUUUGUGACAACGUCAACACACAAAGAGUCCCCUGCUCCAACCCCAGGUGGAACGAGUGGCUGACCUACGACAUCUACCUGGCGGACCUCCCUCGCUCAGCCAGACUCUGCCUUUCCAUCUGCUCUGUGAAGGGAAGGAAGGGAGCCAAGGAGGAGCACUGUCCUCUAGCCUGGGGGAAUGUGAACCUCUUUGACUAUCAGGACAUUUUGGUUUCGGGUAAAGUUGCCCUCAGUCUGUGGCCCGUCCCUCAUGGCCUGGAGGACUUACUCAAUCCCAUUGGGGUCGCUGGUUCAAAUCCCAACAAGGAGACUCCCUGUGUUGAGCUGGAGUUCUCCUGGUUUAAUCAGACGGUGGUGUUUCCUGAUGAGCAGCAGAUAGAAGAACACGCCAACUGGACCAUCAGCCGAGAGCUUGGCUACAACUACUGCCACGGAUUGAGCAGUCGUCUGGCGUGUGACAGCAGUGUUUCAGCAGCAGAUGGGGAGCAACUUCGGUCUCUCUGCUCCAAAGAUCCUCUCUAUGAGCUCUCUGAGCAAGAGAAGGACUUCCUCUGGAGACACAGACAUUACUGUGUAAACAUCCCAGAAUCUCUUCCAAAGCUCCUUCUGUCUGUUAAAUGGAACUCCAGAGACGAAGCGUCACAGAUGUACUGUCUGCUGAAGGAGUGGCCUCUGAUGGAGCCCGAGUCGGCUCUGGAGUUGUUGGACUGUAACUUUCCUGAUCCGAUGGUCAGAGAGUUCGCGCUGCGCUGUUUGGUUCAAGGUCUGACAGACGACAAGCUGUCGCAGUACCUGUUGCAGCUCGUACAGGUGUUAAAGUACGAGAUGUACCUGGACAAUCCUCUGGCUCGUUUCCUGAUCAAGAAAGCUCUGACCAAUCAAAGGAUAGGACACUUCUUCUUCUGGCAUCUCAAGUCAGAGAUGCACAACAAGACAGUGUCCCGACGCUUUGGUCUGCUGCUGGAAGCUUUCUGCAGAGCCUGUGGCAUGUACCUGAAACACCUGAACAGACAGGUGGAGGCCAUGGAUAAACUGGUGAACCUGACAGACACACUCAAACAAGAGAAGAAGGACGAGACACAGAAAACUCAGAUGAAGUUCCUGGUUGAACACAUGUCUCGUCCAGAUUACAUGGAGGCUCUGCAGGGAUUCGUCUCUCCUCUGAACCCUGUUCACCAGCUGGGAAACCUCAGGCUGGAGGAGUGCAGGAUCAUGUCGUCAGCGAAGCGCCCCCUGUGGUUGAACUGGGAAAACCCCGACAUCAUGUCCGAGCUGCUCUUCACCAACAACGAAAUCAUCUUCAAAAACGGAGACGACCUGCGUCAGGACAUGCUGACUCUGCAGAUCAUUAAGAUCAUGGAGAACAUCUGGCAGAACCAGGGCCUGGACCUGCGCAUGCUGCCGUACGGCUGCCUGUCCAUCGGGGACUGUGUGGGUCUGAUCGAGGUGGUGAAGCACAGUUUCACCAUCAUGCAGAUUCAGUGUAAAGGAGGCCUGAAGGGGGCGCUGCAGUUCAACUCCAACACCCUGCACCACUGGAUCAAAGACAAGAACCGGGGAGAGGCGUAUGACCGGGCCAUCGACCUGUUCACCAGGUCGUGUGCAGGUUACUGCGUAGCAACAUUCAUUCUGGGAAUUGGUGACCGACACAACUCCAACAUCAUGGUGAAGGAGAACGGACAGCUGUUCCACAUCGACUUCGGUCACUUCCUGGAUCACAAGAAGAAGAAGUUUGGUUACAAGCGGGAGCGAGUUCCCUUCGUGCUGACGCAGGACUUCCUCAUCGUCAUCAGUAAAGGAGUCCAGGAGUCCACCAAGACCAAAGAGUUUGAGAGGUUCCAGGAGAUGUGCUAUAAAGCUUACCUGGCCAUCCGGCAGCACGCCAGCCUCUUCAUCAACCUGUUCUCCCUCCUGCUCGGCUGCGGGAUGCCCGAACUGCAGAGCUUCGACGACAUCGCCUACCUGAGGAAGACCCUGGCUCUGGAGAAGAGCCAGCAGGAGGCGCUGGAGUAUUUCACCAAACAGAUGAACGACGCUCAUCAUGGAGGCUGGAGCACCAAGAUGGACUGGAUCUUCCACACCAUCAGACACAUGCCUAACGAGCAUUAAUGCCUAACGAGCGCCGAAUGAACAUUAAUAUAUACACACAUAUACAUAUAUAUAACACACACCAUCAGACACACGCCUAACGAACAUUAAU